Microplitis demolitor is the source of this 1906-nucleotide messenger RNA. Its product is annotated as esterase FE4-like. NCBI's taxonomy places the organism in Eukaryota, Metazoa, Arthropoda, Insecta, Hymenoptera, Braconidae. The record is from RefSeq and is a predicted model, not a curated record. The coding region runs from base 1 to 1584 and encodes 527 amino acids. The transcript is spliced from 8 exons.
AUGGAGAGACCGAUCGUUAAAGUCCAGGAGGGUAAAUUACGCGGUAUCAAAGAUUUAAAUUAUAAUGGAGUCAAUUUUUACGCUUUUAGAGGUAUUCCGUACGCGAAGCCACCAAUUGGAGAAUUAAGAUUCAAAGACCCUGAACCCUUGGAACCGUGGUCUGGUACCAAAGACGCAACUCAAUAUGCCAGCAAGUGCGCCCAAAUAAACUGGUUUUCUAGGAAAAUAAUAGGAACCGACGAUUGUUUGUAUUUAAAUGUUUAUACAACGGAAUUGUAUCCGAAAAAUUUGAAGGCCGUAAUGUUUUUAAUACAUGGCGGAAAUUUUUCAUUUGGUUCUGGCGAUGACGACAUUCAUGGCCCGGAUUUUAUCGUAGAAAAAGACGUCAUUUUAGUGGCAAUAAAUUAUCGAGUUGGAAUACUGGGAUUCCUUAAUUUGGAUGAUGAACAAGCGCCAGGUAAUCAGGGAUUAAAAGAUCAGGUUAUGGCAUUGAAAUGGGUUCAACGUAAUAUAGUUAAAUUUGGUGGUGAUCCGAAUAACGUUACUAUUUUUGGAUACAGUGCUGGAAGUGCUUCAGUUCAUUAUUUAACCCUUUCACCGUUGGCUCAAGGAUUAUUUCAUAAAGCUAUUUUACAAAGCGGCGUUGCUACAAACCCAUGGGCUAGUGUUUCCAUAGAAUCUAUGAAAGAUACUGCCGAAAAAAUCACAGCUAUACUUGGUUAUGAGACGAAAGACCCCAAAAAGCUCAUUGAGUUUCUUAGAAAAGCGGAUUUUGGUGAUAUACUGAAAGCAGAAGCAUCCCUUUUGAGUUGGAAGAACAGACUAAGUAUCAACACAUUUGGGCCCUCAAUAGAUUCAAAAUCCAAGACUCCAUUUAUAAAAAUUCCAAUAGAUGAAGCUGUUAAUUCAGGGAUUAGAGUACCAUGUAUAUUCGGUGUUACUAGCCAUGAAGCAAUCAUGAUUCUUACCGAACUGACCGAAGAAAAUUUAUCAGAAAUUGAUGCUGAUGAACGCAUAUUACUGCAUCCGACAGUAAGAAAUUUCUUAGACCGAAAAAAAAUUUCAUUUGAGGGUAUUAGAAAAUUUUAUAUGGCUGACAAUAAAAUUUCACUCGAAAAUAUCGAGCGAUUUGUUGAUCUAAUAAGUAUGACAAAUUUUAUAAUUAAUAUUUAUCAUAUAAUUAAAAUUCAGCAGCAGUUCCCUAAUAUGCCAACUUAUUUAUUUAAAUUUGAUUAUUAUUGUAAAAAUACAUCUAUGAUGCAAAAGAUAUUGCGAACGAAUUUGAAAGGAGCAUGUCACUGCGAGGAUGCAAGCUACUUGUUUAAUAUGAAGGUAUACAGAAAAAUAGGAAUAGACCCGCCAAAAUCAGGCUCCACCGAGCACAAUAUUCAGCAGCGAUUUAUUGAAUUAUGGACUGCAUUCGCAAAAACCGGAAAUCCUAAUAAUCAUCAAUCUCAUAAGCUGAUUCCUGUUGAAUGGAAACCCGUUGGUAAUGACCCAGUAGAAUUCAAUUGUUUGAAAAUUUCUGGCGAACUUUGUCUAACCAAGGAGAUAAAUCCUUUGUAUAAUCCGUCCAAUGCCUGAGAAUACACUAUAGGUCAGCUACCCUGGCGAACCCAGGGUUACGGUAAAUUAACGUAUAUUAUGGUACUUGGACAAUAGACUGUAAUUUUACCACUAGUUACAGAUGAAGCUGAAGCUAGCGGGUGUAAUAAGUAGCGGCCACGCAAAAAAUUUCUGGCCGCUACUUAUCUCAGCCGCUAGCAUCAGUUUCAUCUAGUUAUGGUGAUAAUUCCGUAGCAUCACUGUAGGAAUACGGUAAUUUUACGGUAGAUUUCAGUAAGUUAUGGUAGACCUACCGUAAAUGACGUAAUAUUAGAUAUGCCCGGGUAAAUUUUAAAUUAAA